Molecule: messenger RNA, 2976 nt
Organism: Anneissia japonica
Lineage: Eukaryota; Metazoa; Echinodermata; Crinoidea; Comatulida; Comatulidae
Product: bifunctional UDP-N-acetylglucosamine 2-epimerase/N-acetylmannosamine kinase-like
Exons: 12
Coding region: 75-2372 (765 amino acids)
Biological process (GO): UDP-N-acetylglucosamine metabolic process
Molecular function (GO): hydrolase activity, hydrolyzing O-glycosyl compounds; N-acylmannosamine kinase activity; UDP-N-acetylglucosamine 2-epimerase activity
Source: RefSeq, a predicted model, not a curated record
CAGAGGUAAGUGAUUCACAUUUCACAUUUUAAUGAAGGGAAUAGGAGCAAGUUUCAAGUCAAGGGUCACUAAAUAUGCCAUCAUUUACUAACAAGGACUGUAAGCGUUCGUCAUUGCAACCAGACCCCCACGAUGUCGCUUUUUUAACUUUCAACAAUUUCAUAAAUAACAACAACGAUCUCGCAAUGAACGCCACAAUGAAGAUGGACACUGCGGGUGAUUCAAGUCGCUUGAGGAGAGUGUGCAUAGCAACAUGUAACCGUGCCGAUUACUCUAAGCUUGCUCCAAUAAUGAGCGCGGUGCAUAAAGAUCCAGCAUUUCACCUUAGCGUCAUCGUCCUUGGGUGCCAUCUUAUUGAUGAUUAUGGUUCCACCUAUAGGCUAAUAGAACAAGAUGGCUUUCCGGUUGAUGCUAAGCUUCACACGAUUGUCCGAGGAGAAGAUGAGGCAGCCAUGGUGGAGUCGGUAGGCUUAGCGUUGGUCAAACUCCCAGACGUUCUCAAAAGGGUUAAUCCGGACAUACUCGUCGUACAUGGUGACAGGUUCGAUGCUCUGUCUUUAUCAACUGCAGCAGCAUUGAUGAAUAUACGUAUUUUACACAUUGAAGGCGGUGAGGUUAGCGGGACAAUUGAUGAUAGCAUCCGCCACGCUGUUUCUAAACUUGCUCACUAUCACGCAUGCUGUACAGAGCGUGCACAGAGCCGACUUCUUACAAUGUGCGAGGAUAAUGAACGUAUAUUAUUGGCAGGUUGCCCAUCUUAUGAUAAACUGUUACAUGCGGACUUAACGAACCAUGAUGAAGUAAUAGCCAAGUGGAUCGAACCGGGAACAAAGUCAAAGGAAUAUGUAAUAGCAUUACUACAUCCGGUAACUACAAGCAUUCAAGAGUCCCUCAAGAUGUUUGGCCUUAUGUUGGACGCUUUGGACCAAUUAGGUGCAAUGACCCUUAUACUAUUUCCAAAUAUUGAUGCCGGGAGUAAAGAGAUUAUUCGCGUAAUGAGGUUAAAGGGCAUUGAACAUCAUCCCAAGUUUAGACCUGUUAAGCAUAUUCCUUUUGAGGAGUUUUUGGUUCUUAUCGCACAUGCCGGUUGCAUGAUAGGUAACAGCAGUGCUGGUGUACGUGAGGCUGGUGCUUUUGGUACCCCUGUUGUAAACCUUGGUUCCAGGCAGACUGGUCGUGAAACAGGUGAGAACGUGCUUCACUGUCGAGAUGCGGACACAACAACGAAGAUCAAACAUGCUUUGGAUAUUCAAUUUCAGAAACAGUUCCCACCGUCUUACAUUUAUGGUGAUGGUCAAGCUGUCCCUCGUAUCGUGAAAUUCCUGAAAGCGAUGAGUCUAAAAGAUGAGAUCCAAAAGUCUUUUGUCUUCCCACCGAUGCCAGACAGCAAGAGCAUGGAUAUUGACCAUAUUCUUGAAAUUCAGAGCGCCCUCGCAGUUGACUUAGGUGGAACGCAUCUUAGGGUCGCGAUAGUCACAAACUCAGGAGAGAUUGUUCAUAAGCUAUCAAAAUCAACACCAGACACCAACGAGGGAAAAUUAUUAGAGUUGCUGAACAUGCUCCAAGAGGCUAGCGUAAAAGCUAUAGAUCUAAACUGCAGAGUUCUUGGAGUUGGCAUUAGUACAGGUGGAAGAGUAAAUCCACGAUCUGGAAUUGUUAUGCACUCAACCAAAGCUCUUGAUGGAUGGGAUGAGAUUGACCUUAGGUCGCCUAUUUCAGCCAAGCUGCACCUUCCUGUUUGGGUUGAUAAUGAUGGAAACUGCGCUGCCCUAGGUGAACGGAAGUUUGGUCAUGGCAAAAAUGUUGAAGAUUUUAUUACAAUUGCCACAGGAACAGGAAUUGGUGGCGGUAUUGUACUUGGUUCAAAGCUCAUACACGGCAAUAAUUUCUGCGCUGCUGAACUGGGGCAUGUCAAAGUGUCUCUGGAUGGUCCUGCAUGCCUGUGUGGAAGCAGCGGCUGUGCAGAAGCCUAUGCAUCAGGUGCUGCACUUCAGAGGGCAGCAGUCAAACUCAAUGAAGCCGGUGAACUGUUCACCAAUGGUUACAAGCAAGAUGGUGAUGCAGAAAUCAGCGCCAAACAUCUCAUUCAAGCCGCGAAACUUGGCAAUCAAAAGGCACAGGCUGUACUAGAUCUAGGUGCAAAAGCAAUGGGCUCUGCUGUUACUAGUAUGUUGCACGUGAUGAAUCCAUCCCUCGUUAUUCUAUGCGGAAUUUUUGCACCAUUGUACGUCCAUGAGGUGCGUAGGAUGAUAGAUGAGGAUGCAUUGCGAUCGGCUAGGCACGUUGAUAUCAAGGCUUCAGCACUCACUGAACCAGCUCUGCUAGGAGCAGCCAGUAUUGUGCUCGAGUAUGCAACAAGGCGUGCUUAUUAAGUGUGCUUGAAUGAUGGGUUGGCAUAUCAUGGAGAAUUACUGCAGUGCAUCGAUAUUAGAACUCUCAAGUAAUUGGAAAUAGUGGAUGUCUAUAAUUACACUUACAAGAUAAUGAAAACAAUGACAUAAAUUUGAAAUCUAAUUAUGUGUAUGAGUCCCAAAUUGACUCAAAUAUUAUCCGAUAUUUACAGUUAAAUCAAAUUUAGUGCAUAGUGUAUACACUACACAUACAACUAGAUUUAUUAAUAUUAUUAUUACAAUUAUUAACUUUAUUAAAAUUCUUAGAUCUGAUAGUGAUGCCACAGAGCACAUUUACACUAUACACACAACAGAACUUCGGUGAAAACGCAUUGAUGAGCUUUUAUUUACUAUAACGUAUUAGACUUGCUUUUGUGAUUCAAAACAUUAAAUCCAUGUUGAAUCAUGAUUAAUUGCAUAGAUCAGGUAAAACCGCAAUUUGAAGCCCUGAGCUUCUUUCUUUUUGCGAACUUUGGAUGGGCUUCUUUUUGAGAUGGGCUUCCUUUCGAGGCUAAUUUUGCAAAGUAAAGAGGGGGCUUCUUUUCAAAAUGAAUAUUGAAAAUUUUGGAAAUUACUACUAUUAUAC